AUCCUGCAGAUGUCGCGAGGAGACAAUGCACGACCUAUCGUCUGCAUUGGUCCUGCAUUCUGCAUUAUGAGAUGCUAUGUCAGUGUAUGCAGCAAUGAUGCAAUCGAGUAAUACUGGGAUGAUAUGAAAGUUAAUUGAAUGAAAACGAAUGUAUAGAAGAGGUGGCGAGGACGUGCGGAGAACGAUGCUUUCUUGACGAUAUUAUCGGCAUUACCCGGCUUGCAAUCUUGCACGGCAAGACAAGAGGACACAAUGUUGACGCGCAUAUUUGAAAUGUACGGCCGGUUUUGCGCCACUCACCCCUUGGAAGUAAUCGUCACGACCUUCACUUUGACAGCGUGCAUGCUCAACAUGGACACCGGAACUAGACAAUCGCGUGAAGGCCUAUCCGGUGCUACGUAUUGUAAUCACAGCAGAUGCAAUCUAGCCACGCAGGACCUAAAAGCAGCCGACAUUGUACUAAUGACGAUAAUACGUUGCUUGGCGAUAUUAUUCAUUUAUUAUCAUUUCCGCAAUUUGCAAAGAAUGGGAUCUAAAUAUAUUUUAGGUAUUGCCGGCCUGUUUUGUGUAUUUUCUAGCGUGGUGUACACCACCAGCGUGGUGAAUUUCGGUCGCAGCGAUAUCGCGGACUUAAAAGAUGCCUUAUUCUUCUUUCUGCUUCUUAUCGAUCUUUCCAAGGCCGCAACGUUAGCGCAAUGCGCACUGAAUUCGCGAAGUCAAGAGGAAGUCAAGGCGAACAUCGCGCGCGGCAUGUCUCUAUUGGGACCGACCAUCACCCUGGACACUCUUGUGGAAACUCUUCUGAUUAGUAUAGGAUCUCUAUCGGGUGUCAGAAGGCUGGAGAUUCUCUGCACCAUCGCGUGUCUCGGAGUGAUAGUCAAUUACGUUGUCUUCCUAACAUUUUAUCCGGCAUGUUUGUCACUUAUAUUGGAGCUUUCUCGCGGAAAUAAUAAUAUGGGCCGCUUGAGUGCGGAUAAGAUAUUCAUAAUGCAGCCGUUAAAUGAGGAAGAUCAGAAGCCGAAUCCCGUGGUGGAACGAGUCAAGAUGAUCAUGAUCGCCGGUCUAUUUAUAGUGCACGCCAAUAGCCGUUGGUCUCUUAAGAGUGAGAAAAAUGAGUAUGCGGCGGAAAUAACGACGACAUCCACAGAUUCAAACACGAUGUUAAACGGUUCCAAUCAUAACGAAAAUUUCGGAGUAGAAAUCCUGAUUAGUUGGCUGUUACCCAGCGCGGAUUACAUCGUGAUAUCAAUUUUGCUAUUGGCAUUGGUCAUAAAGUUUAUCUUCUUCGAAGAUAGAAGCGACAUGGUUGCCAAACGACUAAGAUUCCAGCGAGAGAAGAGAGAAGCGGUAGCGGAAGAGAAAACGGGGAGUCAUCACGAUGGCUCUGUCAGUCCGGAUAAUGCAACCAUGAAUAUGUCGUUACGACAACGAUUCGGCAUUCCAACUCUGCCGAUGAUUCAACAGCCGAUUUUUCCUUUAUCUGGCGUGGGCGGCGGAUGGAUUGAAGCUGAUAACGAUACCUAUGUGGAAUAUACCGACAGGGAGGUGCAAACUGACACGAUAUAUCAUGGCGUGAAUGAGUCGAUUGGCGAGAACGAUUCAUCACUGAAAAAAUCUCAAAUCCCUAGAAGUGUAGAAGACUGUCUUGAGAUAUAUAAGUCUGAGCUCGGAGCCAACGUAUUAACGGACGAGGAGGUGAUACAACUAGUGAAUCAUAAACACAUAGCUGCAUAUCAGUUGGAAAAAGCAGUGGGCGACAUGGAACGCGGCGUUGGUAUUAGACGUCUCAUUGUGAGUGCCGCCGGCAAUUUCACCGAGGAGAUGGCGGAUCUGCCAUACAAGAAUUAUGAUUACAACAAAGUAUUAGGUUCCUGUUGUGAGAAUGUGAUUGGUUAUUUACCGGUGCCGGUUGGUAUCGCCGGGCCAUUGCUGAUAGAUGGUCAGCUGUAUCAUGUGCCGAUGGCUACGACUGAGGGUUGCCUAGUGGCAUCCACAAAUCGUGGUAGCCGCGCGCUCAUUAAGUGCGGCGUGACUAGUCGCAUAGUGGCUGACGGCAUGACUCGCGGACCGGUGGUGCGAUUCCCAAACAUCGUACGGGCGAGCGAGGCAAUGUCGUGGAUGCAACAAUCAAAGAAUUUUGAGGAGAUGAAGAGAAGUUUCAAUCAAACCAGUCGCUUCGCCCGCUUGACAAAGAUCCAGGUGCGAAUUGCCGGUCGACAUCUGUUUGUACGCUUUGUCGCCAAAACUGGCGAUGCUAUGGGUAUGAACAUGUUGUCAAAAGGCACGGAGAAAUCCCUGCAGAUGGUGCAGACUCACUUUCCAGACAUGGAGAUACUCUCCCUUAGUGGAAACUUUUGCACCGACAAGAAGCCCGCGGCUGUUAAUUGGAUCGAAGGCAGGGGUAAAAGCGUAGUAUGCGAAGCGAUCGUACCCGCGGACAUUGUGACUAACGUGUUGAAGACUUCGGUGCAUGCAUUAGUUGACGUCAAUAUCAGCAAGAACAUGAUCGGCUCUGCCGUAGCAGGCAGUGUAGGCGGCUUCAAUGCUCAUGCCGCCAAUAUUGUUACCGCGAUCUUUAUCGCUACUGGACAAGAUCCCGCGCAGAACGUUGGUAGCAGUAAUUGCAUGACGCUAAUGGAACCGUGGGGCACCGAGGGUAAGGAUCUAUAUGUGUCAUGCACAAUGCCUAGCAUAGAGAUUGGUACGGUGGGCGGUGGUACGGGUCUGCCGGCACAAGGCGCGUGCUUAGCGAUGCUGGGAGUGAAGGGAGCACAUGUCGCGGAACCUGGUGAGAACGCCAGCAAACUCGCCCGAAUCGUUUGCGCUACUGUGCUCGCUGGCGAAUUAUCCUUAAUGGCCGCGCUAACGGCCGGACAUUUGGUCAAGAGUCAUUUGAGGCAUAACAGAUCAUCUAUUCUAGUUAAUAGCUCGGUGAAUAUAACUCACAGCGGUGGUAGUGACGACAGUGGAAAACUAACUGUACCAAGCGUUUUACCAUCCUCGCAAAAUCUUUGAAUUGAUUUCAUGCAGAAAUCUUAGCGUUAAGCAGCAGAAUGUACGUUUCCGUAAUCUCCGUGUAAUACAAACUAUGGUCUGCGCAUUGUUUCGCACCUGCCUCAUUAGUAUUCCAAAGAAAGAAUUAUUUAAGUAUGCAUGUUUCUGCUGUAUGCGAUGAGAUGUAGGUCGAACUAUAAUAGAUAUUACAAUAUGUAUGUGCAUAUAUAUAUGUACAUGUAUGAAAAGAGAAGUGUCUGAUAGUAAUGAACUUUACCUCUAGGUACUAUAAUGUAAAUAAUAUACUUUCUGAUUGCGUUUCAAAAUCUGCAGUGAAUUCAGGAUUUAAAAUUUGUACGUGAAUUAAAUUUCAAAUUUAAAAAACUGCCGAUGGAACUAAUCGUAGAAACUACGAGAUAUAUAGAACAAUAUUAAUAAAUUAUAUAAAAUUUGCAUGUUAUUUUUAUAUUAUAACAAUGCAUAAAUAUUGUAACUUUAUAGUCACAGAUUUCGUUGAAUAUAGUAUAAAGGUCCGAACGAAGGACCUCAUAUUUAUUUCGAUAGAUUUCGAUGAUUUGAUUCAAUUACGACACAUAAUAUUUUUCUAGCUAUCCUAGGUUUCAAUAAAAAAUUAUACAAUUGUGCCCAGUUCAAUGCGACCAAUUAUCUGUUUUACUUGAAGGACCACACAUGCUCAGUUAUAUAUGCUCAUUUGUAUUGCGAUUAUGAAUAGCAAGAUAAAUAUAUAAAAGAAUUAAAUAAAAUUUAAUUCAACUAUUUUUCCGUGUAAUAUCAAAAAUAUCGCUUGAGCGAUGUCUUCUGAAAAUAGCAUAGAUCUUUCAUUAGUUAAAUUAUUAGAGGAAACAAAAUGCAUCCAAAUAUAUCUGAGAAAAUUAUAAAACUAGAAAUAAGAUUAGAUAGAAACAUCAUAAAAGCGAUAGAUCUUGUGCAAUUAUUAUAUUUUUAUGUAUUUGAAGGUGUAUGUAAGGGAAGAUUGAUGCACAUGACUGUCUCAGGUAAAAUAAUUUAAUGUUUUAAAGUUGUAUACAAAGUAUAAACGUUAUAUUAUGUAAUCAUUAAAAAUUAUAAAGUGAUAAGUAGAAAUGCACUAAAAAGAACUGAAUUAAUAGGUUUUAAAUACUACCGUAAAUUUAGUACACGUUUAACACGUCAUUUUGUUAAAAUUUUAAUUAAGAAUUUAAAAAAUUUAUAUAAGUAUGUAUAAAAUAAACCGUUUUAUUGAACUUUAUUUUGUAAAAUAAUAAAAGGUGUAUGAAUUAAAUAACCCUCAACGGUAUAAAUAUCAUGUGCAUAACAUAUCCUAAUAAGUUUCCGGGAGAAAAACCGGUUUCGAGAAACUUAUCUAAAAAUUCGUAAAAAGCGAGCAAAAAUUAUAUCUUACAAAAUGAUAAUAUGAUGAAAUAUACAUUAAUUUGCAUAUUC
Cataglyphis hispanica is the source of this 4437-nucleotide messenger RNA. RefSeq names its product 3-hydroxy-3-methylglutaryl-coenzyme A reductase (gene Hmgcr). Gene Ontology annotation, biological process: sterol biosynthetic process; isoprenoid biosynthetic process; coenzyme A metabolic process. Gene Ontology annotation, cellular component: endoplasmic reticulum membrane; peroxisomal membrane. Lineage: Eukaryota; Metazoa; Arthropoda; Insecta; Hymenoptera; Formicidae. The record is from RefSeq and is a predicted model, not a curated record. Gene Ontology annotation, molecular function: protein binding; NADP binding; hydroxymethylglutaryl-CoA reductase (NADPH) activity.